This is a messenger RNA of Neolamprologus brichardi, 2501 nucleotides long. RefSeq names its product elongation factor for RNA polymerase II 2 (gene ell2). NCBI's taxonomy places the organism in Eukaryota, Metazoa, Chordata, Actinopteri, Cichliformes, Cichlidae. Gene Ontology annotation, molecular function: cis-regulatory region sequence-specific DNA binding. Gene Ontology annotation, cellular component: transcription elongation factor complex. The record is from RefSeq and is a predicted model, not a curated record. Gene Ontology annotation, biological process: positive regulation of transcription elongation by RNA polymerase II; transcription elongation by RNA polymerase II; snRNA transcription by RNA polymerase II.
UGAGCUUGGACUGCUAAAUGCUCCAGCCUUCAGAGGGACGAUGGUGGAGGGCUGAUAAAGAUGGCGGCGCUCUCCGUGGAUGGGAGAUACGGAUUAAAUUGUGGCCAACAAAGCGCAGAAAGAGUCACUGUAUUACAUGUAAAGUUAACCGAGACAGCACUGAGGGCGAUAGAGACCUACCAAAACUGUACGAAUGUUCCUUCUCUGCGGUCAACGAUUCAGUUCAAGGGACUACAAGGGCGCAUUAAGAUUCCCAAGAGUGACUCUUCUUCAGACGCCUUCCACAAUUUUGAAUUCUACCUGUCUAAUGUGGGCAAGGACAACCCUCAGGGAAGCUUCGAGUGCAUCCAUCAGUAUGCGUCGAGCUCAGGGGCCUCACACCUGGCAUUGUUGGCGACAGUACACGACAAGGUCACAGUGUGUGCCACUAAUGACUCCUACCAGGUGACCCGGGAGCGCAUGACCCAGGCUGUGGAGGACACACGAGAACGUGGGACCAAAGUCAUCAAGCCUGGUGGUCAGUACAGAGGAAAGCAAGUACAUAUCCGUAAGCCUGCACUUUCCACCCCAGAAGUGGUCCCAGAGCGUAAACGCUCCACACCCAUCAACCCAGCCAACACUAUUCGUAAGUGCCUUUCCAAUAAUCCUGUAUCGCAGCGGCCGUUCAGAGACCGCAUCAUUCAUCUGCUGGCACUCAGGCCCUACAAGAAGCUGGAAGUGCUAGCACGUUUGCAGCGUGACGGUAUCAACCAGAAGGAUCGCAACUCAUUGGGGACCGCCCUGCAGCAGGUGGCAAACCUGAAUCCCAAAGACAAUGCAUAUUCUCUGAAGGACUACAUAUACCGUGAUGUCCAGCGAGACUGGCCUGGUUACUCAGAAGAUGAGAAGUCUCAGAUUGAUCGGAUCCUGACUCGCAAAUUAGGUCUUCCUAAUGAGAUAACUGCAACCUCAUCCAGUGGUUCUCCCAAAGACAGCGUUCCCACAUCGCCUCAGAAGCGUCAGCCAGACUUUGAUUUCAUUGAUCCUUUGGCACCGAAGAAAGCCCGCAUCUCCCACCUCAGUAAUCGAGGGCCAGCCGCAUCCUCCUCCUCGGAUCGCCUUGAGGACGAGGGCAGCCUCAGCUCUAAACGCUCAUCCCUACCCUCCAAUGUCACCUCAGGCCCUCCCACUCAUCUCCCCAUCUCAUCCCACCCACCUGCCCCCUCUCACCAGCAGCCUAGCCCAGCUUCUAACACCAACUCACCAAGCACCCCAGAGGGCUGUGGCACCCAGGACCUGCCCGUGGACCAGAGUUCCUCCUGCAGAGAUCCUUCACCCAAGUCCUUUUCGUCCAAUAGAUCCCUGCAGGAUCGCUAUCAGCAUCCUAAUCCCGGUCCCAGACCAUCCCCCAGCCCUCCGCCUUGCACCUCACUCACAGUUACCUCCACUGUCAUUUCUAGCCCUCCCUUAUCCAGCAUCACCAGUAAGAAGGUUAAAAAGAAGUCUAAGAAGCACAAAGUCAAGGAUCGAGAAAGGGAGAAAGGGAAGCGAAAGGAAAGAGAUGGCAGUAGUUCUCAUGGUGUUGCGGAUCAGGCCAUAGAAAGUCAUAGAGCCAAGAAGAGGCAGAGCCCUGAUGAAGAGACCAGGAGAGUUAUCAGCAAAAGUUCUCACAAAGAUCAAGACUCUUCAGACAAAGAGAGGCCAGUCCAAUCCACUGAAUUUUCAUCCAAAAUAGAUACACCUGACUAUAUCCUGAAGUACACAGCAUUGGUGUCCCUCGACCAGCGGCAAAGCUACAAGGAUGAUUUCAAUGCAGAGUAUGAUGAGUACCGCCUGUUGCACGGACGCGUGGAGAACAUCACCCGCCGCUUUACCCAGUUGGACGCCCAGUGUCGGAAGUUGGCCCCUGGCACCAAAGAGCAUCAGAAGGUGCAAGACGAAAUCGUGAAAGAGUACAAAAAGAUCAAACAACACAGCCCCAACUACCACAAAGAGAAACUGCGCUGCGAGUACCUGCACAACAAGCUGGCCCACAUCAAGCGGCUCAUAGCUGAUUUUGACCAGCGCAGAGCCCAGGCCUGGUGCUGAGAGCACAGUAGAGAACAGCUUCACUCAUCAGUAUUGAGAAUGGAGGUUCAAACCAAGAGCAUCUGUCCAGCUGUCUCUUAGCUAUUGAGACCCCUUCAGUUGCUGCCUUCGCAACAGCUCCUUCCCCUACUUUCCUCACCAUUUUUCCUUCUCCUGUUUUCUUGCUUCAUUCCUCCUUUUCUUUUUGACCUUUGAUUCCACAGGCUUCAUUGGUGCCUGCAAUCCUGCUUUUCGACUUUACCCAUCGAUCCUUUGCUUUUGCAGUAUUUUUUUUUCUUCUUCUCCUGUGGAUUUGACACCACUGGACCAGUGGAAGGGGCCGUCUGCAUGUGUGAGCGGGUUUGUCUCUAACUUUUGAAGGACUUUCUCUUCAGACAAAAGUAUUUUUGAGCAUCAGAUAAAAUAUUAACAUGUAUUUAAGUAAAACAAAAAAA